Ananas comosus (pineapple) is the source of this 1876-nucleotide messenger RNA. Its product is annotated as serine--tRNA ligase. The record is from RefSeq and is a predicted model, not a curated record. The transcript has 9 exons. Gene Ontology annotation, molecular function: serine-tRNA ligase activity; tRNA binding; ATP binding. The coding region runs from base 1 to 1413 and encodes 470 amino acids. Gene Ontology annotation, cellular component: cytosol. Gene Ontology annotation, biological process: seryl-tRNA aminoacylation. NCBI's taxonomy places the organism in Eukaryota, Viridiplantae, Streptophyta, Magnoliopsida, Poales, Bromeliaceae.
AUGGCCCUGACCCUGUCAUGCCAGCGCCACGUCAGCGCCACGCGGGCAGGGGCUCGGCCAGUAAUAUACUUUAGACACGGUGAACCAUUCACCGUGUUCUCUUUGAAUACNCAAAGUGCCCUACUAAAUCUUAACUUCAUCAAUCUACUCUUCUUCUUUAUUAUAAGUAUUAUUAUUAUUAUUAUUAUUAUUAUUAUUAUUAUUAAUCCUUGUCAUUUUUUCUUGUUUUGUUUUGAUUUUUCAGGGCAGUAUGAAUUGGAGUGUUUGCGGAAGGAUUUCAACCGCAUCAACAAGGAGGUGGCGCGGCUGAAGGUGCUGAAGCUGGACGCGACGGAGGUGCAGGACGCCAAGGCCGCCCUCGACGCCCGCCUCGAGACCGUCGGCAACCUCGUCCACGACUCCGUCCCCGUCAGCAACGACGAGGCGAACAAUGCGGUGAUUCGGACGUGGGGUGAGAGGAGGACUGAGGAGAAGCUAAAGAAUCAUGUGGAUCUCGUCAAGCUUCUUGAUAUUGUUGACUUGGAUAAGGGUGCUGAUGUGGCUGGUGGCAGAGGAUUUUAUUUGAAGGGCGAGGGUGUCCUCUUGAACCUGGCGCUGGUUAACUUCGGAUUAGCAUUUUUGAGGAAACGGAACUACUUGCCAAUGCAAACUCCAUUUUUUAUGAGAAAAGAUAUAAUGGCAAAAUGCGCUCAGCUAGCACAAUUUGAUGAAGAAUUAUACAAGGUUACAGGAGAGGGGGAUGACAAAUAUCUAAUUGCUACAGCCGAGCAGCCGUUAUGUGCUUAUCAUCUAAAUGAUCGACUCUAUCCCCAAGACUUGCCAAUUAGAUAUGCCGGAUAUUCUACUUGCUUCCGCAAGGAGGCUGGCUCACAUGGUCGAGACACAUUAGGCAUUUUCAGAGUCCAUCAAUUUGAGAAGGUAGAACAGUUCUGCAUAACGAGUCCAAAUGAUAAUGACUCUUGGGAGAUGCAUGAGGAAAUGCUAAAGAAUUCUGAGGAUUUCUAUAAGGAGUUGAACAUUCCCUAUCAAGUAGUAGCCAUUGUUUCGGGUGCUUUGAAUGAUGCGGCAGCUAAAAAGUAUGACUUAGAAGGAUGGUUUCCUGCAUCAAAGACAUAUAGAGAGCUCGUCUCGUGUUCAAAUUGCACAGAUUACCAAUCACGGAGAUUAGGAAUUGGAUACGGCCAGAAGAAAAAUGAUGAGCAAUCAAAGCAGUAUGUGCAUAUGCUCAAUUCGACAUUGACGGCAACAGAGAGGACCGUUUGUUGCAUUCUCGAAAAUUAUCAGAGAGACGAUGGUGUCGAGAUCCCGAAAGUGUUACAACCAUACAUGGGGGGGAUAGAAUUUCUUCCUUUCAAGAUAAGCCCGGAAGUCAAAUCCAAGAAGACUAAAGCUAAGGGAAAUAGUGCUAAUUAAUCCAGUAUAGCAAAUGAGAGUUUCCAGCUGAGGAUAUCAUCCGGGAAAUGAUACAGCAAAAAUGCUAUUUAUUUAGUGACGAGGCACGAACAUCUUGCAUUUUCUUCUUUGGUUGGUAACUGGUGUUGAUUUUGAGCGACUUAAGAUUUUUGAUUGGUAAACUUACGUCAAAGGAGGUUUUAAUCAUUGUAUGUCUGAUUAUUACUGUUUGAUAAUAUAAUUGCAUGCCCUAUGUGAUGCAAGUUACUGUGUUCUAUAAUAUUGGCGCCAAAUGCGAUAGCUAAUAUUUGGAUGCUGUAUUUCGUUCUCUUGCUUUUUUGUGUCAUUGCUCACUAAAGUGUGUGUGUUAUUUGUUCAGUCGUGGCUGUUAUUGUACGUAAAAGAGAGUACCCUCCCUUACAGCCUAUUAGUGCUGUUCGAGUAGUGCUAUUAAGAGAAGCAUUAUGUUAUUAUGCCCUCGACA